This is a messenger RNA of Culicoides brevitarsis, 2546 nucleotides long. RefSeq names its product zinc finger protein 234-like. Gene Ontology annotation, molecular function: RNA polymerase II cis-regulatory region sequence-specific DNA binding; DNA-binding transcription activator activity, RNA polymerase II-specific. Bases 11 to 2356 code for a protein of 781 amino acids. The transcript has 5 exons. Lineage: Eukaryota; Metazoa; Arthropoda; Insecta; Diptera; Ceratopogonidae. Gene Ontology annotation, biological process: regulation of transcription by RNA polymerase II. The record is from RefSeq and is a predicted model, not a curated record. Gene Ontology annotation, cellular component: nucleus.
CGGACUAAAAAUGACGCAAGAGCUCAACGUGGUCAUCAACGUCGCCGAAAAUAAGCCCCUGCACACGCAACUUGCGACAAAAGAUGAAUUACACGAACUGCACAUCGAAUCGGAGAAACUUGUCUUGGACAAAAACAACUUAAACUUGAUUGCUUCGUGUGCCAAUUGCUCUCACAACAUCCAGUUAAACAUUUAUUGGCAUUCCAGUGACGUCAAAACAAGAGACAUGGGCUUCGAGAUGCAAAUUUGCGCAACAGACCUGAAAGAGGACUUCAUAAAAGUCAAUCCGGCAUGGGAUGAGCCAUGCGUACUGAUAAAAGAAGAACCCGAAACGGAGUCAGAAGACUCGGAUAACGAUCGAAGUCGGAGAAAACGACGAAAAAUCCGGUCUUCAUCGUCAGAGGAGAGUUCGGAAAGUUCAAAAUCGGCAUCGCCGCCGCCUGUGAAGGUGCGUAAGAAGCGAAAAACGAAGGAAUAUCGUCCGAAGAUGCGAAAGGAAGAUUUGCCGGAGAUGGUUUUGUAUCCGGGAAUGACAUAUUUGUUGCCAGCUGGUCUGGAUUUGCCUUCGUUGAAGGAUAUUAGAGCUCCGUAUUUCCAUGCGGCGGCCCAAAAAGACGGAUCAACCGUUUAUAUCGAGAAAAAAAGACAGAAAAAGUGGCCUGUACGCGUAACGAACUACGAUCCUCGUAUGACCCGAUGUGACAUUUGUGAUUAUGAGGUCCCGAGUUCGGAUCGGAUGACGGCGCACCGUCGAGGGCACAUGUUUUUCAAGUUUAGCGAUGUCGAGUGUCGUGCUUGUGGUAUAUUUUGCGGGUCAAAACCCGAAGACAAGGUGAAUCAUAGUUUUUUCUGUCCCGGCAAGGAUUGUUUGAAUGGCUUGCAGUGCAUCGAGUGCGACUAUGAGGCGCCCGAAUACAAAUCUUUAAGGGCUCACAUGAAAAAUAAGCAUAAAGGAUACAAUCCGGCACCCGAAACGAACCGCGAUAAGCAAGUUGAGUGUCCGAUGUGCAAUACCUGGCUAGCUGACGAAUAUGCCCUCAAUACGCACAUGAAGUCAAAAUGUCGCGCUGCUGACGAGUACAAUGCCAGUACAAAGGCGCAAAUGGACGAGUAUCUUUCGUUGUUGGAUUUGCCGAAAGAUGCGGUGCUUCCGGAUCUUUUUAAUCUCAAGGCGCCGCACAGUCGAAUGCAUCCGCAGCCCGAUGGCACGAGUAUUUACAUCAGCAAGGGAAUAAAUCACCUGAACGUGAUGAAUUUCGAUCCGAGAUGCGAAAAAUGCGAUUUGUGUGGACGAGGACAUUUGAAGAGGAAAGCCGAUAUGGUUGAACAUCGCUUAAAAGAUCAUUUCUUUCCGGCUCACGCUGAUAGUAGAUGUCAAGGAUGCGGCAGGGAACUCCGAAGUGAAGAAGAUAAGACCAAUCAUUCCCAUUUUUGUGGCAAAAAGAAGCAAAUUCGCGUGAAUUAUUGUUUGAAAUGCAAUUUGCAGUGCAAUACGUACUCGAAGUUUGCGAAGCAUUUGAAGAAAUUUCAUCAUGGCGAGGGAUUGGACAAAAAAUUCAUGUGCCAUUUGUGUUCAAGUACCUUCGACUACGAGCGAGAACUGCAACUUCACGUCAUUCGUCACAUGGAUCCGAAACCGUUCAAGUGCGAUCACUGCGAUGCCGACUUCAAAGGACGUCUUGGGCUCGAAACUCACAUGAUUCGCGUUCAUUUCCCGCAAGAAGCCAAACAAAUUUGCAACGCUUGUACGCCCCCGAUGCUCUUCGGCAGCGUUAGACCGUACAAAAGUCACUUGAACAUGGUGCACUUCAAUUCCAAGGAAAAAGUUCCGUGUCCCAUUUGCAAUAUUCCCAUCAGAAAAACGGGACUUCAGUGGCAUAUCACGCGACAACACACGCAACACGAGUUCAAGGACAAGUACGAGUGCACCGUUUGCGGCAAAAUUUUCGUCAGCAAGUUCAAUUUGGAGGUUCAUUCCCUUGUUCACAUCCCAGAGGAGCAACGACAACACAGAUGUCAGUUUUGCGAUAGACGAUUCAACUCCAAACAGAAUUGCGUCGAGCAUGAAAGGGGUCAUACUGGCGAAAAACCAUACAAAUGUGAGACCUGUGGAAAAGCUUAUGCCCGUAAACAAACUCUCAAAGACCAUCAACGAGAACACACAGGUCAGGGUUACGAUUGUUCCGUGUGCAGUCGAAUGUUUACCGAUCGCGGGAAUUAUCGCCAUCACAUGAAACAGCACGAAAGUCAAAUGGGCGUCAAACUUACCUUCAAUCACGAAGAAAGGCGUUUAAUGAAACUGAAAGUCAUCACGCCGGAACAAGCGCUGAGAGGAGCGAUCCAAGACACGAAUUAAUUUUGUCUCGCCAAUCAUGGGGACAGAAGAAAAAGUAUUACUUAAUAUCCAUUCUUAACAGUUUAAGGAAGCAUUUAAUUUUUAAGAGUAUUUUAAAUAUUUGGAAAUACAAGGAGUAGUUUGUAGCUGUUCAUAUGGUUAAAUUUAGCAUUUAAUUAAUGUCAUUUAUACGAGAAAAAUUAUUUGGUAU